AUGUCGACAGCCGACGACCUCCAAUGGGCACUGCACGCCAUAGAAUCCGACGACCACCACCUUGAGACCAUCUCUUUCCACCUCUCUCAACCAACCUCAGCCUCAGGCUCAGGCAGCUGCCACCAAGAAACUGAAAACUCCCUCAAACUACACAUCUCAAGAGAACAAUUCUCCCACCUUCUCAAUGCCAUAACAACUAGUUCCCAAAAUACACUAACUAUUAAACGCCUGGAGUUCCACUCCGUAGAAUGGGACCCACAGGCUGCAAAACAUCUCGCGGGUCUGCUCGAUAUCGCCGAGCACCUGACCUUCCAACGAAACAAAUUCGACGCAGAAUGCUUGUCCGAGCUGUCACGAGCUCUGAGGAACAACAAAAGCGUUAAAGACAUCGUGUUCUCCCAAUCGGGCCUCGGACCAAAUGGAGCUUCAUCACUCGCAGGCGCUCUCAGGGACAAUCAAACCUUGGAGGGAUUCCAAAUAUGGGAGGACUCGAUCGGGACAAAGGGCGCCGAAGACCUCUCACAGAUGCUCGAAGCCAACUCGACCCUUAAACGUCUGACCGUUUUCGACCGCAAGCCUGCCGUAGCCGCCCCUCUCAUUUCGGCUGUCCUGGCCAGGAACCGGGCCACGGAAGUCUUCGUAUGGAAUGCCGACCGCGAGGGCAAUAGUUCGAAAAUGGCCGAAUUCGAACCCGGAAAGGGCUCUCUGCGAGUGCGCGGCCACCUGGAUGUUGCGGGCGCAUGCAGGGUCACUUGUGCCUUGGGCCGGAACUCGACCGUGAGAUGUUUCAACAUGAGUGGGCUCCGGCUCCAGUCGCGGUGGGCCCGGGAGUUUCGGUGGGUCCUCGAGCAGAACACGACCCUGAGAGAGGUAAACCUGUCGGGCACGGGCCUUAAGGACAAAGGAGUCGUUUACGUGGCGGCCGGGCUUUUUAAGAACCGGGCCUUGGAAAAAUUGUAUCUUGAUGGGAACUCGUAUAGUGGGGUGGGCGUUGAACACUUGCUCUGUCCUCUUAGUAAAUUCUCGGCCUUGCAGAAUCAAGCCAACACGGUUCUAAAGAGACUGAGUUUAGGAGGAGGAGGAACUAAGAUGGGGAGGGUGGGACUUGCUGCCAUUUUGCGUUUUCUGGCGAGCAACCAAAGCAUGGACUGGUUGGGCAUACACGACGAUGGGAGUUUGAAGCCGGACGGGAUAGUAAAAAUCUUGGAGAGCUUGAAGAGGAAUUCAACUCUGAGGUGCCUGUCUCUCCAGGGCUGCAAAGGGGUGAACGGAGAACAAGUAUACCGGGCCAUAAUGGAGACAUUGGAUGUGAAUCCCUGGAUAGAAGAGAUUGACCUCUCAAGAACACCGCUCGAGGCUGCCGGAAAAACGGAAGACAUAAUUCAAAGGCUAAAGCAGAACGAGAUGAGUGGGCCUGGGGAGAUUGAUUUGCUCAACGAUAUGGCCAUGACUACGUCUAGGAGCUGUCGGGUUUUUCUAUGUGGCCAAGAAUGCGCUGGUAAAACUACGUUGUUCAAUUCGAUAUUGCAGAAUUUGUCACCUUCUAAGGUGCCAUACAUGGACCACAUGAGGAGCCUGGUGGACCCGAUCGAGCAAGCAGUUAAGUUGCCUGGCAUGAGUAUCAAGACCUUUAAGGAUGGAGACACAAGGAUCUCGAUAUGGAACCUCGCAGGCCAGCACGGGUCGUUCUCACUGCAUGACCUCAUGUUCCCUGGCCAUGGCAGCGCGUCCCUCUUCCUGAUUGUGUGCAGCAUGUUAAAAAAACCAGGCAAUAGAGAAUUGAAAACCCUGAACGAGAUCCAAGAGGAUCUUGAGUUCUGGCUCCGGUUCAUUGUUUCAAGCUUGAAAAGAGCCGUUCAACAGUGCACGCUACCGAGUGUGACGAUAGUGCUUACCCACCACGACAAAGUUGAUCAGCAGCCGGAUGAUUUCCAGAACACCGUUAAUAUGGUACAGAUGCUGAAAGAUAAAUUUGAAGGGCUCACUGAGUUCAGCCCGAUUGUUUUCACUGUUGACGCAAGAUCAUCAGGGUCAGUUAGCAAGCUCAGCAAACAUAUCCCACGAACUUGCAAGACAAUACUUGAGAAGGUUCCUAGAGUUUACCAGCUUUGCAUUGACCUGGUGGAAAUUUUAUCCGAGUGGCGGCGGGAGAACAACGACCGACCAUCAAUGAAAUGGAAAGAGUUUUCCGACCUGUGCCAGGUGAAGGUCCCGUGUCUGAGAAUCCAAUCGAGGCACGAUAACAGGGAGAGAGUCGAGACGAGGAGGAAAGCAUUGGCUACGAGUCUUCACCAGCUGGGGGAGAUUAUUUAUUUUGAUGAGCUGGGGUACGUGAUUCUUGACUGCGGGUGGUUUUACGGGGAGAUGCUGAGUCAGAUGAUGAGGAUUGAUUUUAAGAAGCAUGUUCCGAAAGAGAAUAACGGAUUCCUGUCCAGAGAAGAGUUUGAGAAGAUUCUGAGAGGAAGCUUGCAGAGUAACAUGAUGGAGAACCUUGAUGCUAAUGGUCUUAUAAAGAUUAUGCUGAGACUCGAAAUAUGUUUCGAGCAAGAGUGUUCAGAUUUGGGUUUGGCUCUGCUGGUACCAUCGAGUUUGGAGGAUGGCAGGUGGAGGCCUCAGAAAUGGCCGGUGGACUCUGCUAAUAGCAAUUACGUGGGAAGGCGUCUUCAGUGUGAUGAGUCGAGCCACGUUUUUUUGGCACCCGGUUUCUUCCCACGGUUACAGGUACUUCUGCACAAGAAGAUCACGAGACUGCGUGAGCAGCACGGAGCAGCAUCUUACAUCCUCGAGAAGCAUCUGAUCUCGAUAAACAUAAACGGCAUUCACGUUCGCGUGGAGCCUGGAGGGCAAUCGAGUCAUUUCAUAGACGUCCUCGCAUGCUCCUCCAAGAGCCCGACCGAGAUGCUCAGACUCUUCCAGCACCUGAUAACACCAUCCAUACAACAGACCCUCUACCAUGGACCCACACUCACAGAGCACGUGAUCCGACCCCAAUGCGUGAAAAUUCUCACGCCCCCAAGACACCGCGAAAGCCACUGCGUCCCUGUACAGCAACUAAAACGAGCCCUGCUGUCGGUCCCCGCAGACGGCAUGUACGACUACCAGCACACGUGGGGCGACGGGUUCGACUUCGCCCGUGACCUUCUGUCUGACGACGAUUUUCGAGACGUGCUGCACUCCCGAUAUAACGAUCUGUACAACCUCGCCAUGGAGCUUCAGGUCCCGCCCCAGGAGAACGGGCCCCAGGAGAACGGGGAAAUAGGCGCCUCUGUGGACCCCACGCUGGGCGGCAUAGCCAAGGGCGUCGAGGCUGUUCUACAAAGGCUAAGGAUAAUCGAGCAGGAAAUAAGAGACGUGAAGAGGGAGAUCCAAGGGCUGAGGUACCAUGAGCAGUGGCUGUUGGGUGAGCUCCAGCGCAAGGUGGGGUACCUCGUGAACUACAGCGUGCAGCAGGAGGAGCGGAAGGUGCCCAACAUGCUCUACUUUGUGAGGACCAACAAUUACUCGAGGAGAGUGGUCACAAGCAUGGUCCCUGGCAUGAGAGCCAUGAGGCUGCACAUGCUGUGCGAGUUCCGAGGAGAGAUGCACGUGAUAGAUGAUCAGGUGGGGUGUGAGGUGAUGCGGGUGGACAACGAGGCCGUCAGUUUUGUUCCUAGCAGCUUCAUCACCCAAAGCCUGCAAUUGUUCAUUUGUUCUAAUCUCAAUGUUGCGACCAAUUCCAACACCAAGAUCGAGGCUGAUAGAACCACCACUAUCUUGGGGCCUCAUUUUAGGAAUUCCCGCAUACUCAUGGCUGCUGUUCUUCGCAGUCGGGACAUCAUGGUUGUGUUUUCCCUCAUAAGUCGUUAUGACGGCUUUAGGGUCAUGAGAUGCCCUCUCAACAUGUUUUCGCACGGGGCAUCCAGCAUUUGUGCACUUGUAGUAACUCCUGCAUAUUGUAGUUAG
Striga hermonthica is the source of this 3942-nucleotide messenger RNA. Lineage: Eukaryota; Viridiplantae; Streptophyta; Magnoliopsida; Lamiales; Orobanchaceae. The record is from the annotation of a GenBank genome assembly.